Molecule: messenger RNA, 2584 nt
Organism: Epinephelus lanceolatus (giant grouper)
Lineage: Eukaryota; Metazoa; Chordata; Actinopteri; Perciformes; Serranidae
Gene: lcat
Product: lecithin-cholesterol acyltransferase
Biological process (GO): lipid metabolic process
Source: RefSeq, a predicted model, not a curated record
UCAAUAGGGCAACGGGUAAACUGUAGCCUACACGUUUCAUCUGUCCCCGUGCCUGCCUGCCUGAGGCUUCCAUCCGUGUGUGCGGCGCGCGUGGGCUUAUUGCACUUUGAUUAAUCAUCUUUAGAGUAAACACGGUGCCUCAGGGUAGUUUGAUAGUUUUACAGUUGUCCAGGUAAUGUAACGGUUUCUCCCUCCAGCAGCACACACACACACUCACACACACACACACACACACACACACACAUACACACACACACCGAGACAAAGCCCUGUGCAGCACCACAGCUGUCUGAGAGAACCAUGGGAUCCGCAGGACACCUCUGCUCGGUGCUGCUGGUUGUAGUUCUGCUGGGGCUGCAGCACUCCUCAGCUUUCUGGAUCAUCAACAUUGUCUUCCCGCCCAACGCCAAAGCCAGAGUACCAAGCAACAGCACUCCACCACUCAUUAUAGUGCCAGGGAACUUGGGGAACCGUCUGGAAGCUAAAAUAGACAAGCCGACAUUGGUCCACUGGUUGUGCUACAAGAAAACCGAACACUGGUUCCCCCUGUGGAUUGACCUCAACAUGUUCAUGCCUAUAGGUGUAGACUGCUGGAUUGAUAACAUUAGACUUGUUUACAACAGGACGACUCGGCUAUCAUCCAACUCACCAGGGGUGCAGGUGCGGGUGCCAGGUUUUGGGCAGACAUAUCCCAUUGAGUUUCUUGACAAUAACAAACUGGCUGGUUAUUUUUACACCAUGGUGCAACAUUUGGUCAACGUGGGAUACAUCCGCAAUGAGACAGUCCGAGGAGCGCCGUAUGAUUGGAGAUAUGCUCCUAAUGAGAAUGAAGAGUAUUUUGUAAGGCUGCGGGACCUGACUGAGGAGAUGUACGACCAGUACCAGGAGCCUGUCUACCUGCUGGGACACAGCAUGGGCAGCCACUACGUCCUCUACUUCCUCAACCACCAGCCUCAGGCAUGGAAGGACAAAUACAUCAGAGGCUUCAUUUCUCUGGCAGCUCCAUGGGGGGGUGCUGUUAAACCACUUAGAGUCCUGACAUCAGGUGAAAACGAUGGCAUCCCGAUGAUUUCCACCAUCAAGAUCCGCGAGGAGCAGAGGAUGACAACAACUAAUCCCUGGAUGCUGCCGUCUGAGGAUGUCUGGCCAAAGGACCACGUCUUCAUCUCCACACCAACUGUUAACUACACCCACCAGGACUACCAGCGCCUCUUCACAGACAUCGAUUAUGAGGAUGGCUGGCACAUGUGGGAGGACACCAAGAAUCUUACUAGUGAUCUCCACCCACCUGGUGUGGAGGUGUGGUGCAUGUAUGGUGUGGGGCUUCCAACUCCCGUGACAUACAUUUACGACGAGGAGUUUCCCAACUCAGACCCAGUGGACUUUGUUUACGCCGACGGGGAUGACACAGUGGACAGCUUCAGCAUGAGUCUUUGCAAACGCUGGGUGGGACAGCAGGACAAGCCCGUCCAUGUCACAGAGUUUCGAGGGCUGGCCCACCUGGACAUAGUGUUCCACGAGAGGGUGCUCAACCUAAUCCAGCAAAUCCUGGAGGGCAAAUCAGAGACACCCAAAGAGAUUGACAUCCGAUUUGAACCCAUAUAGCAGACAGCAGCAUUUAAGAGUUUAAAAAACAAAAACACAUGGAGUGCUGGAUUUGUAUAUUGCUGACUUUUGAGUCUGUUCAAGUGUCAAGCAAGAAACACAUUCCACAUAAGUCCAACCUUUAUCAACACCCCGCCAAACCCACUUCCAAACCAAUCUGGACCUGCAAGUAAUCUAACCCUGAAUGAAUUGUAGCUGAAAACCACGUCAGAAUGUAAAACAAAUCGAAAUAUAAAACCAUUUUGAUGCCUGUGUUUUGUGUUUCAGUGGAACUUUUCUCAGUGCCAUCAUUUCCUUUUUCAGUGACAUAUUUAAUUAUCAGUGCCAAAGCUUACCGUCACUGUUCUAGCUCCACAGGUUUGACCCUAAUCUGUAUAUGUCUAUAUCCAAGCUGUGUAGUUUGUUGUCUUCCUUAUGUUUGCUGGUGAUCGACUUACAAUAAUUACAAACGUAGUAUUAGGGAUUUUUAGGAUGGUUCAUUUAAUGUUGUAGUCUGUGCACAGUCUAUUCAGGCAACUGGAAUUCCUGUUACAUAGAUCUGUACAAAAAUAGACAAACCUGCUUUGUUUACUUUUGAUGGGUGAUUAAUGACUCAUCACAUCAGUAUUAUGUCUUAAGUGCACACACACACACACACACACACACACACACACAAUGAUAUAUUUGUCAUUUUAUAUGGGUAGCUAGAGUGUGACUAAUAAUUAGAUUAAAGAUUAUUAUAGGUUAUAGUGACCUCACCAAUAGCCUGUUUUUAUUGUGUAUGAUGUGACUGUAAUAUUCCUUAGGAUUUAUAUAUGUUUAGACAGACUUAUAUGUGUAAAAUCUAUUUUUAAAAUUAUGAUAAGAUCAUUUUUUUUCCUCAGGCUCAUAUACUUAUAGUAGCUUAUACACAGAUAUUAAAGUAAUGAUGUGAAUGUACACUGUUUUGAAUACUUGCCAACGGUGGUUGUUUCCACUUAUAAUAAAGAAUCUAAUUUCA